AUGCCAUCCUUUGACAGAGAACGGGGCGGCAGGUCAAGGAAGCAAGAACAGAUCAUGCAUCAUGUGUCAGAGUUUGGAUAUCUCACUCCGCCGGCAUCACCAGCAUCAUUCGACCAGCAGUAUAUCUUCCCCCCACCUCACCAGCUACAGCAACAUCACUAUGUCCCGAUGCCAGCCGAAGACCGACUAGGCAUGUUCAUCACCAACUCGCUCCAACUCUCAGGGAUCCUGGGGUCUGGUGCAUAUGGUGUGGUUUAUUCAGCCGUCGACCUGAAGGACAAUGUUCGCUAUGCCGUCAAGUGCCUCAGCAAGUUCAACCCCGAUGGGACCCCGCUGGAUGCUCGCCAGAUUACGUUUCAACGCCAGGAGAUACGUUUGCACCACCAGGCUUCGGGGCACCCUAAUGUAGUCUCGAUGGUCAAGAUCAUCGAACAACAUGACUGCAUCUACGUUGUCUUGGAGUACUGCCCGGAGGGUGAUCUGUUCUAUAAUAUCACCGAACGUGGGCAAUAUGUUGGUAAAGAUGAGCUCGCCAAGAGUGUUUUCCUCCAGAUCCUGGAUGCCGUAGGACACUGCCACAGCCGGGGAAUUUACCACCGGGACUUAAAGCCAGAGAACAUCCUCGUCUCUGACAACGGCGAAACUGUCAAGUUGGCAGAUUUCGGCCUCGCAAUACAACAGGCAACAUCUAUGGACUACGGGUGUGGCUCAACAUUUUAUAUGUCGCCAGAGUGCCUGGAUCAAACAGCAAGGAGGCCUUUCUAUUAUUGCGCGCCGAAUGAUGUCUGGAGCCUUGGAGUCAUCCUGGUGAAUCUCACCUGUGGACGUAACCCAUGGAAGCAAGCGUCUUUUGAGGACUCCACCUACCGGGCCUACGUCAAAAGCAAGGAUUUCCUCAAGACCAUUCUCCCGGUGUCGGACGAACUGAACGACAUCUUGGGGAGGAUUUUCACGCCCAAUCCUGACCACAGGAUUACCUUGCCCGAGCUGCGAAGCCGGAUUCUUGCUUGCUCCAGGUUCACCCAGUCGCCCGCAUCACUUGAGCAGCAAGUUACAUAUGUUGACGCCGAGGAAUACCCGUCGCCCAUGUCACCCUCUUCGUCGGACUCCAUGUCUGAUGAGGGCUCUACUUGCUCCUCGGAUGAAGGGUCGCUUACCUCGGCAUGCUCGAGUAUUGAGGACUUGGAGGAGGACGAUGAUGAUGACUUGGUCUCGGAUAUUCCGGAGAUCAAGACACCGCCGCCACAGCAGCCAUUGCAGGGAAGAGAGCCGGUGAUCUUCGAACCCUUGGAGGAUCCCAACGUUAUGACGCAGUACAAACACGACUACUUCCAGCAGCCUUACCCAACAACGGUCCCGCAACCUGUCCAGCAGCCGAUGAUGCCCAUUUCGGUCCAGCCGAACUAUGCACCAUCAAAGUACCCAUCUGGAAACCUUUGGGAAACGAUCAAGUACUAUACGCAUUCACACCACGCUCCCUUCCACCAGAUGGUCUUUGUCCGGAUUAUGAUACCCAGGAGCCCGGGAUAA
Molecule: messenger RNA, 1530 nt
Organism: Neurospora tetraspora
Lineage: Eukaryota; Fungi; Ascomycota; Sordariomycetes; Sordariales; Sordariaceae
Product: kinase-like domain-containing protein
Exons: 4
Coding region: 1-1530 (509 amino acids)
Biological process (GO): intracellular signal transduction; protein phosphorylation
Cellular component (GO): cytoplasm
Molecular function (GO): protein serine/threonine kinase activity; ATP binding
Source: RefSeq, a predicted model, not a curated record